GAGACUGGCAUCAACAAGAAUCUCUUUCAUGCCCACAUCAAGGAGUUGAGGGGUGAAGAGUCUCUUGGAUCCCGUUGAACAAGAUCCAGUUGUGAUCCUUCCCAAAUUUCUGGACUGAGACCUUUGGAUCUUCCGGGAAUGAAGUGAGAAAAGCAGUGGGAAGAACUGAGCAAAACAGAACCAGUGAUUUCUUACCUUUAAUGAAAUCCUGGGUAUUUAUGCAUGCAUGGCAACACAUGACAAUUUUACCACAGCUAAGUCCCGAUGGCCUGUUGCCAUACCUUGUGGGACCAUCCCCAAAGUGAAACCUGGAUACCGAUCACUCAGAGGAGGGAGCAUUGAUGCCAAUUUGCAGUUCUGUGGGAAUGGAUGGGCAACUGCAGAUGAUGCACCUCUUCAUUCGGUAUUAAAGAAACAAGUAUGUUUGUGGGGAGGCAAAGAGGAACCUCCAGAUAUUUCCCCAGUGGAGAUGUGGGAAAAUAGGAAUGGCUUCCAGAAAAAAUAUAUGGAGAACACAGUCACACAUGAGUUUUCUGAGCUAUCCAGCACUCAACCAAGACAGCAUCCCAAUGACCAGGAAGUAAGCAGUGCGGCUGUGGAGACUACUCAGAUCAAAGACAAACUCAAGAAGAGGAGAAUGUCUGAGGGCACACUUGCAUCAAAUAAAGGCUUCCUUGACCCUGCUGGUCCCAAAGGACCUGACCUGAAACCAGCCAUUUCCAGAUCUGCCUCUCAAAGGCUCUUGAUCACUUCUAAGCCUAUGCCUCCAAUUCAGAGCAUUCCCACUUCCCCAGAGACGAGCAGAGACCAGGAAACAGAGCAGAAAGGGUUGAAGAAUGCCACAGAGUGCUUAGAAAUUGGAGACAAUCACUCACCAGAGACCAAAGCAGCCACCCAACAGGUCUUACAUGGUCAUAAUGAGAAUCUGAGAAGAUCUUUAGGUGCUGCUUUGAUCCCACCCAUUCCCACGUCAGCAAGGGCUCAUGAAGAAAACUCUCAGAAGUUUCAGGAACCUCUUCCAAGCUCAUCACAGUUUGAACCUGCUCCUUUUCCUACAGAGGAUUUCCCAUUGAUUAAGUCACAGCCAGCAUCAUAUAAUACUGAAGAGAACACUGUUGAAAGUCUGGAAACUGAAACUUCAGAACUUGUUUCCAGAAAUGACUUGUUCACAGCACUGAAAGUUACUAGUUGUCCACUUGAAUCCUUACUGCCAUUAACCACCUCCUCUCUCACUCUGGCGAAGGAUGUCGGAAGCCAGCUUUCAAUUCCUCACCUUAUCAAGGAUGAUGAAUGGAAGGAGAGCAAUGGAAGGAUUCAUGUAACAAUCUCCAAAUCAGCUCAGGAGAAGAUGCGUCAAAAGCAGCUGAAAGAGAUAGAGCUUUUGCGCAAAGAAAGAGAAAAGGAGAAAGAGAGAGAAAAGGAAAGAUCCUUGUUGUUCCAAGAACAACUACAGAAAAUGGCUCACAAAGAUGCUGCUCCUCCUAACAGCAAUGGACAUAUCUCUGUUGCAGUCAGCCUGAACAAACCCUAUAGACUUCCCAUUGGAACAACCUUAAAGAAACGAGUGAACCGACCCUCUCUCCCCAGCAUCCCUGUUAUCAACCGUGACAGUAGUUUCUCGCGGCAUGCUUCAGCUAACUCCUUACCAGCGAAUCUUCUGGAUUCUCCAGAAUGGGAGGAUCUUGUAAACAGCAAUAUCUUAGAAAUAAGACCUUUAUCACACCCAGAACAGGGGCUGGUGGAUGCCCUGAAGUGGCUAAAUAGCAACGAUUGGCAUUUGAAGGAGAAAGGACUCUUCAGUAUCCGAUGCCUGGCUGCUUGCCAUUCAGAAGUUCUCCAGUGUAGGCUUCAUGAUGUUUCCUUGGCAGCCACGAAAGAGGUUAGCAAUCUGCGGUCAAAGGUCUCUCGGUUCGCUAUUGGGACGCUCAGUGAACUCUUCAAGGCCAUGAAGAAGCAGAUGGAUCAAGAGGUUGAAGAGAUUUCUCGUGUCCUUCUCCAGAAAGCGGGUGAUUCUAGUGAAUUUAUCCAGAAAGAAGCUGACCAGUCCUUGGGUGUCAUGGCACGGAGUGUGACUCCCUCACGAGCAAUGGCAGCCCUCAUGGCCAAUGGGGUGAACCACCGUAACCCUCUCAUUCGUAAAUGUGCUGCUGAACAUUUGCUGACUGUUGUGGAGCAGAUUGGAGCUGAGAAACUGCUCUCAGGCAACCGGGAGAACACUGAGGCCCUGGUGCACACAUUGGUCAAGCUCGCCCAGGACCGCAACCAAGAUACAAGAUUUUAUGGCCGGAAAAUGCUGCACAUACUUAUGUCCCAUACAAAAUUUGAUGGGUACUUGAAGCAGAACCUACCCUCCCAUGACCUGUGCAAUGUCAUGGCUGCAAUUAAACAGAAAGGAACAGAGGACCCACUAUCCCAGGCUCCUUCUGCCAAAAGUCACAGAGGCUCCAAGAGCAGCAGCUUGGCAACAUCGUUGGACAGCCUGCCUUCAGAUGAAGGGUCCAUUUCUAUAGCUCUGCCACAAACUAUGGCUCGACGAACCUCCCUCCGCAGCAUUGAAAUGAUGGAGCAGCUUAGGGAGCUGAACAAGCUACUGAUGGCAAAGGAAUUUCAGAUCCGAAUGAAUGGAAUCACAUUGCUCAUGGAGUACUGUGAGAACAACCCCCAGCUUGUCUCCUCAAACAUUGUACAGAUCUUUGAUGUAUUUACUCUGAGACUCCAGGACUCCAACAAGAAAGUGAACCAGUAUGCAUUAGAAUCAGUUAUCUCUGUGAUCCUCAUCCUUAAAGAUGGCUUAAACCCAGUCCUGGUAUCAGUGGUGGCUGUGGUCACUGACAACCUAAAUUCAAAGAAUUCUGGGAUUUACAGUGCAGCAGUGAAGGUGUUGGACACAAUGAUCACACAUUUAGAUAAUCUUUUUCUGCUUCAAACGUUUGCCAGCAGGGUGCGUUUCAUCGGUGGCCAAGCUCUGCAGGAUAUUACAGAUCGCCUGUCAGUUCUUGUGGCUUUGGCUUAUCCACGGAAACCUCAGAUUGUGGAGCGUCAUGUCCUUCCUGUUCUCUGGUACUUCCUGAACAACAUGAUUGGCAAUGGGAUAUUACCUGGAAAGAGCGGGAAUGUGAGAACUGUGGUGUCUAAACUGGCUAAGAGCCUUCACAAGCAAAUGGGACUCAAGCUUAUUGAAUAUGCCUCCAGCCAUCCGCAACAUGUGAUUAAACUCUUGCAGGACCUUCUAGAUGCAGACCUCUAGUGAAGAAGGCCAAUGUUCUCUGGGACCAUGUACAAUGUGCCACUUCACGAGACAGGGAAAACGAAGUGAUGGACAUGAUGCAGAGCUUGCCAUUAUUUAAUUAUGCUAUUUUUAUUUGAUCAACUUCAUAUAGUAAUAACUCACCAUGGAGAAUGUAUAUAAUAUUUUUGUAGUAGAAGUAAAUCACAUAUUUUUCUAAGGCUUAAUUUUCUAAAACUUUGAUGUGUUAAUCAUAGUAAUUUCACAAUUAUAAUUCUCAUAUGUAUCAUAAUAAUAUUGUUUAUAUAAUAAAUGUGUAUCAAGGAAAGGAUGGCAAAGAUGAGCCUCAAGGCCAGAAUUUUAUUAAUAGUCCCAAGUAAAGAAGACCCACUGAAUUACUAUGGUUUACAUAAGUGUUGAUUCGCCAUUCAUCAAUUGAUCCAAUAGGUGUAUCUUAGAUGUGAUUAUCAACAGAAUUGAAGUCUAUAUCAUGGACAAUACAUUCUACUGUAGUAGUUUGCUAAUGCAAUAGAUUGUACAUUACAUGGGCAUCCAUUGGAUCUGAUUGUGUUUUUCUUCUCUUAGCAGAUUUCAAGUCAGAACACAUUUUUAAAGGACCCUGUGGUCUCCUCCAACUCUGUGAUUCUAUAAAAUAGCUCAGUUCUUUAUCUUUCUACAGCAGAAAUGACAACCAUGAUCUUUGGAUGGAUGGGGUGGGGAUAAUGGAAAUAUCUGAAUAAGAACCAGUUUUUUUUUGGGGGGGGGGAGAAUGGGUAACUCACUAAAUGUUUUAACUGCAGAUUCCCAGCAACCCUAUAUGUUUAUUAAUUGUAAUUCCCACCAAGCCUAUUUAACAUAGCCAGUGCUGUCUGAAAUCUGCAAUCUACUAACAUCUGGUGCAUGGAAAUUGCUCUCCAACAACAUCUGGAGGAACACAAAUUGCCUACUUCUGAGCAAAAUGAACAGAGAUGUGAUAUUUAGUUACUGUUUCAAGUAUUAGUGAACAUAACCUUAAUUUCAGGUGUUAGAUUAGGAUGGCCUCUUAAAAUGCUAGGCACACCAAUCUGGCGUUCCUGAGAUUUCAGAAUUGCUCGGAGCUAAGAAUAAUCUGAGUGGAGUAGCCAUCUGACAGCUACAAGAUUCACAUCACAAGACAUUAAUUUCUGUUUUAUUCCAGAGGCCUAAUACUUUGUUUACGGAUAAACCUGUAUUAUGCAGGCUCGCAUGAUUAAAUGGAGCUUCAUACAAAUAAAUGCUUACAAGAAAUAAAUCAGAAUUGAAAGGAAACAGCAAGUAGUCUCAGAAAACUGGACUUUUUAUUAGCAAAUUUACUAGCAAUCCAGUUCAAACCAUUCCUGUAAUCCCUAGUUAUCAAGACAGUCAUGACAAAUGGAAGACAAAUGCAUCACAGGUUGAAGGACACAGCCCAGCAACUAUAAUGCGAUUAUAAAAAGUAAUAUAAGGGUUUCUUUAAAAAAAACCCUUAUGCUGCUUUUGCUAAUUCAUUAAAAUAUCAAUUCAUCUAGUUUUCCACUGUGAGCCUCCUCUAAAGGACUGAUGCACAACAUUUACAUUAUUCUCUGUUAAAAUGUAGUUAUUCCAAAAGCACCAUUUUGAGACAUGAGGAAUUUGUUGAAAUUAAUACACAAUGACAAUAAAUAUUGUCUCAAAAUUUGUAAGGCGUGGUGCAACUGAAUAAAUUAAAAACAUAAUCCAGAGCUUGGAAUACUUACUAAAAAUGUUACUGUUUGUCCAAUGCAUUUUUUAUUGAUUUCUCACCAAUUAUAAAUGUUCAUAUGCUAUUAGAAUACUUCUC
Molecule: messenger RNA, 5042 nt
Organism: Anolis sagrei ordinatus
Lineage: Eukaryota; Metazoa; Chordata; Lepidosauria; Squamata; Anolidae
Source: RefSeq, a predicted model, not a curated record